AUGUCUACCCAGAAGGCCGUCAUCAUCACCCAGCCCAAGACCAGCGAGCUGGUCACAGACCGUGCUAUCCCGGCUCUGCGCGAUGACUAUAUCCUGGUGAAGAAUGUCGCCGUGGGCCUCAAUCCCACCGAUUGGAAGCACGUCGCGUAUCUCUCGCCCCCGGGGGUCCUGGUGGGAUGUGACUACGCCGGUGUCGUUGAGGCUGUCGGAAACGAAGUCCAAAAGCCGUUCAAGAAGGGGGACCGGGUCUGUGGCUUCGCCCAUGGGUGCAACACUGUGCAGCCCGAGGAUGGCACGUUUGCUGAGUAUAUCGUGGCCAAGGGCGACCUGCAGAUGAAGAUCCCCGACAGUCUUAGCUUCCAGGAGGCGGCUACCCUCGGGGUGGGCAUCAACACGGUGGGCCAAGGCCUGUAUCAGAGCCUGAAGCUGGCCCUGCCCACAGAACCCAUCAAGGAGGCCACACCGAUUCUGAUCUAUGGCGGAUCGACCGCCACUGGCACCCUAGCUAUCCAAUUCGCCAAGAUAUCCGGCUACACCGUGAUCACCACCUGCUCGCCACAUAACUUUGACUUGGUGCGUUCGCUCGGUGCUGAUGCCGUCUUCGACUACAAGGAUGCCCAGGCCCCGGCCGAGAUUCGCAAAUACACCAAGGACAACCUGAAGCUCGUCUUCGAUUGUAUCUCGCUGGAGUCGAGUGCCGCCUUCUGCGACCAGGCCAUCUCGACCACCGGCGGCGAAUACAGCGCUUUGUUGAACGUCAAAAUCGAGCGAGCCAACGUCAACGACCGAUUCACGCUGGCCUAUACCAUCAUUGGGGAGGCGUUCAAAUUCGGUGACGUGCCAUUUCCCGCGAAGCCCGAAGACCGAGCCCAUGGCGAAAAGUUCAUUGCCAUUGCGGAACAGUUGCUCGCCCAGGGCAAAAUCAAGGUGCACCCACCCAAGGUGGGCCCCGACGGCCUGAAAGGUGUGCUCAAUGGGUUGGAGCUUCUCAAGACCGACAAGGUCAGCGGAGAAAAACUGGUUUACAAUCUGUCCGAAACUCCUUAG
Penicillium argentinense is the source of this 1047-nucleotide messenger RNA. RefSeq names its product zinc-binding alcohol dehydrogenase family protein. Lineage: Eukaryota; Fungi; Ascomycota; Eurotiomycetes; Eurotiales; Aspergillaceae. The transcript has a single exon. The record is from RefSeq and is a predicted model, not a curated record. Gene Ontology annotation, molecular function: oxidoreductase activity, acting on NAD(P)H. The coding region runs from base 1 to 1047 and encodes 348 amino acids.